UUGUUACACAUCAAAUGCAUUUGCUGAAGAGAGCUGAUGAAAUAAUGGUCCUUUCUAAGGAUUUAUUGAAAACGUGAACACCGAAGAAGCCACAAAAAUGCCUCAUGCUCGCGUCAACCGUAACAAGUCAUUCAGUUCAUUGGGAUGUCAUAAUGGAAAUUCCAUGGAAGGCUCAGUUCAAACUAAACGUAGAGCUUCCUUGAUGAUAUCCUUCCAACCAAAACAAAAUAAUUCCAAUCAAGCUAUGCACCGGGAUCCAAUUAUAUCGUCCAUUGAAAUCCCUGACAUGACAAAAUUCCAAGCCAUAGAACCCGAAGAAGUGAAGCAUGGGGAUGUUGAAGGAAAAGUGUAUAUUGAAUAUUUCCGAUCCGGAGCAAGUGUAAUUUUGAUGACGAUUUUCAUUCUGAUUGUUUUGGCAGGACAUGUCAUAUACAUAAUGACCGAUUGGUGGCUGUCAUAUUGGAUAUCCAAACACGAAGACAUCUUUACUUCAGCGACCUCAAACACUUCUCAGCCAACUACAGCAGCAAAUGGAACAAAAUUGUCAACCGAUAGCACUAAAAUAAAAAACUUUGAUGACAAGUUUUACAAAAAUGUUUACAUUGGAUUUGUUGUUGGAACCGUUUUAAUAUUGCUGCUACAGACAAAUAUGCAUUUCUAUAUAUGUACGAAAUCUGCAUUCAACAUGCACAAAAAGAUGUUUCAAUCACUCCUGAACGCCCCGAUCCGAUUCUUCGAUAUUAAUCCUGCAGGAAGAAUCCUUAAUCGAUUUUCGAAGGACAUUGGACUAAUUGACGAACGUUUACCGGUCGUUUUUCACGAUUUUCUCUUUAUGUUAUUUCUUCUAGUUAGCGUAGUAGUGAUGGUGACAAUUAUAAACUACUUCGUGAUUAUUAUUUUCAUUCCACUGAUAAUAUAUUUUCUAUGGCUACAAAGAUAUUACUUGAAAACAUCGAGGGACAUCAAACGAUUGGAAGGAAUAUGUCGAAGUCCUAUAUUUAGUCUAGUUUCUUCCACUCUACAAGGAUUGCCAACAAUCCGUUCUUUUGGCGCUCAAAAUCAAUUUGAAAACAGAUUCAACGAAUACCAGGAUAUGCACGGAGCCUCGUGGUUUCUAUUUCUCGUUUGUUCGAGGUGGUUUGGAUUGAGGUUGGAUUUAAUCACAGCAAUGUUUGUCUCAUCUGUGGCAUUUAUGUGUGUUAUCGCUUCUUCAGUAUUGGGAUUAAAUGCAGGACAAGUCGGUCUGAUUUUGACAUAUUCUGUGUCGAUGACACACAUGUUUCAGUUUGGUGUUCGCCAGAGCGCUGAAGUUGAAAACUUAAUGACAUCUGUUGAAAGAAUUCUGCAGUAUUGCAAUAUACUUCCUGAGCCGGACAUUAAAAUUCCACCAAAAACACAUCAGAAAAAUUGGCCAAUUAGCGGCGCCAUACGUUUUGAAAAUGUCUCAUUUGCUUACCAUGAAUAUGGUCCAACUGUGUUAAGGGACAUUGAUUUUGAGAUCUAUGAUAAAGAAAAGGUCGGAGUUGUGGGUAGAACAGGCGCUGGAAAGAGUUCACUUAUUUCUGCUCUUCUUCGCCUUGCAGUUAUGAAAGACGGCAAAAUAUACAUCGGCGGCGAAUGUAUCAACACUUUAAAGUUAUCUGUUCUGCGUAGUGCAAUAUGUAUAAUUCCACAGGAUCCCAUGCUUUUUUCUGGCAGUUUAAGAAAGAACAUAGACCCUUUCAAUCAAUAUUCCGACGAAGACAUAUGGAAAGCCUUAAAACAGGUACAAUUGAAAGAUUCGAUUGAAUCAUUCCCCAUGAGGUUGAUGACGGAACUUGCCGAGUUUGGAUCUAAUUUUAGCUCAGGGCAGAGACAGCUGGUUUGUCUCGCUAGAGCGGUUUUAAAGAAGAGUAAAAUUUUGGUGAUCGACGAAGCCACAGCUAAUGUGGACGUGGAAACUGAUCGCAUGAUUCAAGAAACUCUUCGUCAAAGAUUUAAGCAUUGUACAAUUAUUACUAUUGCACACAGAAUCAAUACCGUGAUCGAUUCAGAUAAGAUCUUGGUACUCGAUCAAGGGCAAGUUCAAGAGUUCGGUGAACCUCACCUACUUCUGAAAAACAAAGAUGGAUACCUUAGCAGCAUGUUGCAUAGCUGCGGAUUCAUCCAGUCCCGUAUGCUAAGAAUUACCGCCAAAGAGGUAUAUGAUAAAAAGCAUGGAGUCUCAGGCAACAGUGAUUGACGAAAAGACGGAGUUGCUAUCAGUCCGAACAAGUGUGAUGAUACCCGAUCUGCACGAUUAAGAUCAACUCAACUCGCUUUGCUGGAAAGCAGCAUUUAUUUUGAAAUCGUUUAGUUUUCAAG
Messenger RNA from Styela clava, 2343 nucleotides. NCBI's taxonomy places the organism in Eukaryota, Metazoa, Chordata, Ascidiacea, Stolidobranchia, Styelidae. The record is from RefSeq and is a predicted model, not a curated record.